Anguilla rostrata (American eel) is the source of this 4844-nucleotide messenger RNA. RefSeq lists its product as uncharacterized. Bases 3691 to 4296 code for a protein of 201 amino acids. The record is from RefSeq and is a predicted model, not a curated record. The transcript has 11 exons. Lineage: Eukaryota; Metazoa; Chordata; Actinopteri; Anguilliformes; Anguillidae.
AAUUUUGAAAUUGGAUGAUAAUUGUUUAGAUCGCUAGUACAGCCAAUACAGUAUACAGUAUAUAGAGGGAUAACCUGAGCUGCAAUCCAUAAUUUUGGGAUUCUACCUGAAAUAAAAGUUAUAUUAAAAAUGUGAGCAAGUAGUAUGCCCAUUAUAUGAGCCCUGAGACGCAAAAGGCAAGGAUCAAGAUUGUCUUGUCCCACUGACUUCCUUGUAUUUUUGCUAGCUAGUGCAUUGUAAACUUCAUAAUAACUUAUAGGUCUAAAAGAGCAUUUGCUAGGACAAAAUGAAUUGGAUGAAGUUCCUAUUUUUGGACUGAGGGUAGUUAUCUGGAACAAUUUCAACAGACAGCCUAUUAAACAAAUGGCCAGAGGACAUAAAAUGAUGAUUCCACCAUAUCUGUUUUAUUUAUAAUAAAAUAAUGUAACUGAAAAUGCAAGAAGGGAGAGUAGUGGUGGUAUUAUUUUUCAGUGAUUUCACCAUUUUCCAAAAGCUAUGUCCAUCUCUACUACAGUUUGAACGAGAGGUCAGGUAAUAAUCGGACUGGACUUUUCUUAUCAAGUAAAUACAUUGGUGCUCUGUUUCCUAAAGUUAAGCUAAUUAGCAGGUGUACCAGUCUUCUAACUUAGGACCAAGCUUUGUCUCUGAUAUGAAUAGCUGCAGAAUGAUCUGAGGAACACCAGGGGUUAAACUGGUUUUUAAUCCUGAAGUUUUGACAGGGGGCAUGUUUUCAGCAGUAGAAUUUGAAAACACAUGAGAGAAAUGGUCCAAAGUUUGGUCAGAAUCAAGGAUGUAACAAGUUAUUUCUAAUUCAGAGUAAACAGAUCAUGAAGAGAUAACCUUGUUCAACAAAAUAAUUGAAAUUUCAUUUUGUAAUAAUACUGGCUCUGAAUGUUUGAUUUCUAGCUUUUUGGAUACAUGUAAUUUGCCAGUGGUCACUGCUGUCUUCAGCAAAGUCCUCACAAGCUUGGUAUUUAAAUUGCCUAUUCAUUGGUAUAAUGUCAGUGUAGUAAUCAUGUUCAAUACUUUGUCACACAUCCUUUGCAUGCAAUGACUGCUUGAAUUCUUUGAUCCUUAGUCAUCACCAUUUGCUCAGUAUCUUCUCUGGUGAUGCUCUGCCAGGCCUGUACUGCAGCCAUCUUCAGCUCCUGCUCUUAGGGGGCUAGUUGCCUUAAGUUUUGUCUUCAGCAUAAGAAAAGCAUAUUUAAUUGGAUUCAAAUCAGGUGACUGACUUUGCCAGUCAAGAAUUAUCCAGUUUUUGGCUGUGAGAACAUCGAUGUUGCUUUAGCGCUAUGUUUGGGUUCAUUGUCUCGACAUAGGAUGAAGCACCAUCCAAUUAGUUUUGAGGCGUUUACUUGAACUUGAGCAGAUAAGAUGCUUCUGUUCACUUCAGAAUUCAUUCUACUGCUGAUAUCAGUAGUUACAUCAUGAAUGAAAACAAGCGAGCCAGUACCUGAGGCAGCCAUACAUGCCUAAAUCAUAGCACCCCCACCCCCAUGUUUCACAGAUAAGGUGAUAUGCUUUGGAUCUUGGAUCUUCAUUUGGACGUCACACUUUUCUCUUGCCAUUACUCUGAUACAAGUGAAUCUUGGUCUUAUUUAUGGUCUUAUUUGUCCUUAAAACCUUUUUACAGAACUCUGCAGGCUUUUUUUCCGAUACUUUUUAGCAAAAUGUAACUUGGCUAUCCUGUUUUUUUGCGGCAAACUAGUGGUUUGCAUCUUGCAGUGCAGACAGUAGUCACAGACUCAUCCUCGCUGCAUCCAGAAGAGCGUUUAUCAUGUCAGACAGGUGUUUGGGGUUUUUUCCUCAUUAUAGUGUGUCUGGGAAAUGAGGAUGAAAUAAAAUACUGUAUGUUUAUUUUCUGAAUCCAGCAGUUUUAACAGCUAAUGCCCUCAUUUAAUGUUUGGCACUCUGAAUACCGAACACAAGUGCAUCAACAGUUAAAUUACCUCACUUAUCCAACAUAUUUAUUUGGUUUAAUUUGAUAAUUAUUAUCAAAGAUAUCAAUUAUAAAUUGAAUUGUUGAAUUUGUUGAUAGGCAGAGCAACCUGUUCGAUCCUCCUUUAUGUUGGACAAACUUUUAAAUUAAACAACUAGAUUAAAAUUUAAUAACUGUUAUUGCAUCAAAUUGUACAACCAGAUUAAAACUAAGAAAUUUAUGAAGUUAUACCAGAUAUUCACGGCUAAUCUAAAGACGAGGUUCUGCUGCCUUAAAAAUGUAUGAAUGUAUUAGCCAUAGAAAAUAACAGAAUGGCACAAUUUGAAGCUGUAUGGGAUGGGAUAAUGAAGGCAGUAGUUAAGGGGCAUUCAUAGUUAUAGUAGGUAAAUGCUUAGGAGGGUGCUUUUGUUGUUUUUUUGUUUUGGUUUUGUUUGUUUUUUUUUGGAGGAGUGAUAAAAAUGAAACCGAUAAUGUGUCAAUUUGCAAAAGAGGCUGUGUGAAAAGGUAAUGGAUAGCUAAGUUGUUAAAAUGAAUAAGGGGUAUGAUUUGGAAAUAUAGUAAAUAUGUAGGACUGAGCAAUUAUGUGGAUUUGUAUGUUUUGAUGUAAGUCUAUUAAUGUUUGGUGUGUAUGGAUGUUUUGUAUUUAUGUUAGGAUGUUUUGUGUGUGAUACAUGUAUAAGAAGUCAUGUUGUGUGUUCAUAAUGAAACGAAAAUAAAAUCAUGCAACAAAAAAAAAAUGUAUGAAUGUAGCAGACAGACAGGUUACAGUCACACAAGAAAUGAAAGGAAUACCGAACCAGAGCUGUUUCUCCUAUGGUAACCCCAGGCUUGUGCCUAGAGCAAAAUUAAAAAACCAGAGUUGAAAUGUAAAAUGCCUAACCUAGAUGCAGGACUCAGAUGCCUACUUCCAACUAACUGUUAAAAACUGAACUCCUAAAGAAAGACACAAAUUUUAUCUACUGAAAGAGAGGGUGGGACACCCCCUCUUCUCCUGACUGUGCAUACUUACUUAAUGAUCAUGCAGGCUCCAAGCAGUACUGAUUUUGUCCAUUUCGUAUAUUAUGAGUUCAGAUCAAUCUACAGUACAACACUUAUUUGUAAGGUUAUAGGUAAAUUGGGUAAAUUAAAUCUCUUUCCUCGUGAGCAUUAUGGUGACAUUAAAUAUUAAAAUGAAUAUUUUGAGAUCUUUUUCGUAGGGACAGCUUAGGCUAUUACGGAGUGUUUGUGAGCUACUAUGUGAAAGCACUAGAUCAGGCAACAAUUAAACCACCCUGGCUUCCACUUUAUUCUGCUUUAUUCUGGUAUGUCCUGCCCAGGUGAGAUAUUACAUAUAUAUAUAACAUAGUGAGAUAUUGGAUGUCAGGUGUUCACAUAUUUUUGGCCAUGUAGUGUAUUUGACUGCACAAUGAAUAACAUACUGGAUAAAUACUUAACAUUUUUUCAUUAUCCUUCUUUGUCUUAAUUUUCUUUAAGUGUCCUAUGCAUGAUUUAAUUGUCUCUCACUUCUCUUCCAAUCAGUUCUUCUCCAGAAUGUUUUGAUAUACCAUGCUCCAGAUGUAGAAAGAAAAGUUACUUCUGGAGUCAGCUUCGGAGUUGUGUUAUUGUGCAGUUUAUUGGCAGUUUGUUCUUCAGUGUUAAAAGCUGUACCACAGAUACUUACACAGUCAUUCACUGUGUUUCUGUGGCUAAACAUUGCCACUUGUUUUGAAGUAGUCUUUCUGAUUGUCACGCAUGAUGCAGAUUUUUUUUCAAUGGGGUUGCUUCUGGGCGGUGUUAUAGGUUGUUUUGGAGUUCUAAUACUGUCUGUGUGUAAAACCUGUUUGCUGAGAAUAAAAUAUGUAUAUUUAUAUCGGAAAGUCCUGCUGGUGCUUUGCGUAAUUCUUGAAAUUACAUGCUGCUUUCACUAUCUGGAUGUCCUUUCAGAGAAGGAUAAAGACCGCCCAGCAUUGAUGUUUUUAUAUGCAUUCCUCAUCAUCCUGGCUGUAGCAGCAUCCUUUCGGCACAGGUGUGAUUUACCAGCUGUUCCUCAUAUACUAGUAUAUGUGAUUGGUUCUGCUGUCCUAAGUGUCGUUAAUUCACUUGCUCUGGCAACAGAAGUCUUUCUGAAAGCAGAAAAAGGGGAGCGAACUGUGAAAGAUCUUCGGUUCAUCAUCCUCCCCCUUGAGUUUUUCUUUUUGGCCUGUUGGCUAGUUUUGCAGAUGUAUGCAUACUGGCUGCAGAAAAAAGAAACAAUUAAAGAACAGCUGGAGCUAAUAUUUCAGUGCUGCAAAACACAAAGCCAAUCUCCAGCAUCAUCUCAGCAAAAUCAGACGCCACAGGAACUUCAAGAGAUGGUACCUCUCUCUCCACCUGAGUAGAUUACUGCACAUAGACAGGAGGUAUUUUCAAUGAGUCAGUGUGUCUACAAGAAAGGAUUCUUGCAGUCCUCAAGAUGGCAAAUAUAGUGUUCUAGUUUGUAGUCCUAAAACCCUGAUGUAAGUUCACUUUUUUGAGCCAUGGGUUCCCUCAUCAGAUUUCCAAUGCAUUUUUCUCAUAGGUAUUUAGUUCUUUGCUGAAAAUAAGGUCUGCGGUGAACGUAAGCCUAAGAGAGCUCCACGUUUUGUUAAGAUAAAUUAAACCCAUUAAUAUCACCACCGUGUAUUUUGAAGCAGUUAUGUGCUUUUAAAAGGUAAGUUGCUAUAUUGAAACUACAAUGGUCGCUUUCUGGCAACAGCCACUCAAAUUUCCAUACUAGCCUGCCUGCAUGCGACAACCGUUUAGCAUAGCAACUUGUUAGCAACUUAUUUUUUUAAAGAACAUAACGGCUUCUAAAUUCACGUUUGAGAUAAUAAUGGGUGUCAUUUAUCUUGUAGAACAAAACAUAAAAGUCUCUUCGACAUACGUUAAGCACAUACCUUAUUUUCGA